This is a messenger RNA of Hippocampus comes (tiger tail seahorse), 2533 nucleotides long. RefSeq names its product nuclear transcription factor Y, gamma (gene nfyc). Gene Ontology annotation, biological process: regulation of transcription by RNA polymerase II. Gene Ontology annotation, cellular component: CCAAT-binding factor complex; nucleus. The coding region runs from base 728 to 1789 and encodes 353 amino acids. Lineage: Eukaryota; Metazoa; Chordata; Actinopteri; Syngnathiformes; Syngnathidae. The record is from RefSeq and is a predicted model, not a curated record. Gene Ontology annotation, molecular function: protein heterodimerization activity; RNA polymerase II cis-regulatory region sequence-specific DNA binding; DNA-binding transcription activator activity, RNA polymerase II-specific. The transcript has 11 exons.
AUUGUAAAUAAGAGCGCAGCCACAUACGGAGUAGCGUGCGGAAGCCAAAGGGACUAAGGGGGGUGGGGGGUGCUGGGAGGGGGUCACAGUGUAGAGGACAAUCCAAAAGAGGCAAGCCGGCACGAGCUCGCACCCCCUGCGCCGCGCCAGAGCUUCCUUCCCACUUGACUUUUCUCUUUUCAACGCUUUUCUCUUCCUCUUUUUCUUCCCCCUGACCCCUAACGCUGCCGCUCAAGGUAACUUAGAGCAGGAAGUUGGCCGUCAGCGCAGAGGGGGCCGGGGACUGGAGUAGAGGGGAGGGAGUUUGACAGACAGGCUCGGUAAGCCAAUGAGGCCGCAGUAUCGCGCGCUCUCCUUGGUAGAGAGGCGGGGCCAGGGUGUCACGUAGCAGGCUAGAUUGAUUGCUGGGCCAGUGUUAAAGGCAAAGCGGUUUGAGUCGGGAGUCGGACUGUGACUGCUCUCUCGAACCCUCCUCCCUGGUUAGUUUUUUUUUCCUCCUCCUUUCUUAAACUGGGAGUCUUCAAAGGAAAUUCGGAAGGGGGGCUCAGUGAAAGAUUAAAAGGAGAGAGUUUCUUUUUUCACCCCGUGGCGGAGCGACACUGCCUUUUUGGAAAGAAGUUCUUGCUGCAAGGAGACUCCAAACAGCUUCCUGCCCCCCUUCCCCCGUCCCCCCCUCCAUCAACACGGAACGGACCAUCCACCAUGAAGGGCACGGGCUUUCCAGAUCAUGUCCGCGGAUUCGUUUGGCGCCGGCAGCAGCGAUGCCCAGCAGACUCUUCAGUCCUUCUGGCCUCGCGUCAUGGAGGAGAUCCGGAACCUGACUGUGAAGGACUUCCGCGUGCAGGAGUUGCCUCUGGCUCGAAUCAAGAAAAUCAUGAAGCUGGAUGAGGAUGUGAAGAUGAUCAGCGCUGAGGCGCCGGUGCUGUUUGCCAAGGCGGCGCAGAUCUUCAUCACCGAGCUCACCCUCAGAGCGUGGAUCCACACGGAGGACAACAAGCGACGCACCCUACAGCGGAACGACAUCGCCAUGGCGAUUACCAAGUUCGACCAGUUUGACUUCCUCAUUGACAUCGUCCCCCGAGACGACCUGAAGCCCCCAAAGCGACAGGAGGAGAUGCGUCAGACGGUGGCCCCGGCAGAGCCGGUGCAGUACUACUUCACCCUGGCGCAGCAGCCCGGCGCCGUGCAGGUGCAGGGCGCGCAACAGGGCCAGCAGGCCGGCGCGCAGACGGCCGCCACCAUCCAACCCGGGCAGAUCAUCAUCGCGCAGCCGCAGCAAGGACAGAUGCUUCAGGGGGCCACCAUGCAGCAGUUACAGCAAGUGCAGGUGCAAUCACAGAACACGCCCAUCACGAGCGCCCCCGUGGCCAUGCAGGUGGGUGACCAGCAGGUGCAGAUUGUGCAGGCGGCGGGGGGUCAGGCGCCGACGGCCCAGGCCCAGGGCCAGACCAUGCAGGUCAUGCAGCAAAUCAUCACCAACACGGGCGAGAUCCAGCAGAUUCCGGUGCAGCUCAAUACGGGCCAGCUGCAGUACAUCCGCCUGGCCCAGCCCGUCUCUGGCGCACAGGUGGUCCAAGGACAGAUUCAGACCCUCGCCAACACACAGCAGAUCACGCAGACCGAAGUGCAACCGGGACAGCAGCAGUUCAACCAGUUCACCGACGGACAGCAGUUGUAUCAGAUCCAGCAGGUGACGGUGCCGGCCGGUCAGGAUUUGAGCCAGCCCAUGUUCAUUCAGUCCACCAGCCAAACGGGAGAAACGCAGGUCACGCAGGUCACCAGCGACUGAGCUCCAACUGACCACCUCGUCCAAAACCAGGCCCCGCCUCAGCUUUUUUUUUUUGUACAGUACCGCCUUAUCCUUGUCACACGCUCUCGGCUGUGCUCCCGUCUGCCAUUUUAUGGGAGUAGCCAUAUACCUCACACGCACACACCAGGGCUGUGCAAAAUUCAGAAUUUCAGUGUGACUUAAAAAAAAAAAGGCGGCCACUUUAUUUUCAUAAAGUCCACAUGAGUCCUUAGAAUAAUAUUUGUACAACAUUCUUGUUGUAAACAGUCUUACACACUGAUUUUGCAUCAGGAAUUUCUUUCAGUUGAAUGGAAUCUGAAUUCUACUUCCCGCCAUUUGAAUUUCAGUUGCAAUUCUGCGGCCAGUUUGCCACCUCAAUUCAAAUUCAAGCUCAAAUUUAAGAAUUGAGUUGGAAUUUAGGGGUCGGUUUUAAUUCAAUUCUGAAUUUUGCACAGCCUUGGCACACGCAUGCACGGAGGAGGAGCGUCGGCAGUUACAUUUAACACCCUUUUAUUUUUUCUUGGGUGUCUUUUUUAGUGCUACCCCUUUGCCUUUAACGGCGUUUCAUCCUUUUUUUGUACAGUAAUUGUCAGCGAUUGUCCUCAUUUGUUUUUGUGCAUGUGGUCCAAACUGCAGCAUGCGUGACAUGCGGUAAGAUAGGUACAAUUUUAUUUUUGGGAUGUUUUGUAAGCAAAUUUUGUUGAUGACCAAAAAUAAAAAAUUAAAAGAAAAACCCUUCAACAU